UAGUAAUCUGUGCAAGUCGGCAAUCGGUUAUUCCUGUAUUAUCAGUGAUUUAAUUGAUUUUGCUUUAAUAUUUGCCUAAAUAUAAGUGUUUCUAGCAAGUACGAAGUCUAAAAAAGAUUUACUCAGUUGAAAAAAACACUAUGCAUUUUGAACGGGAUUAUUAUGAUGAUGAAGAAUUUGAAAAUGAUGAUAUGAUAAAUAACUUUAGUGGACCACCUUCAAGAUUUAACCAUCCGCGGAGUAUGAAUUUCAAUAGAAAUAAUGCAUACAAUAAUGCAUAUGGAGACUAUAGAGGAGGCUAUGGGCCUCCUGGUGGCUUUGGAAGUAAUUGGCGUGCACCUCCUCCACCAAGAUUUGGACCACCCGGUUCGUUUGGACCACCACCUAGAGGUUCACCAGGACCACCAAUGCGUUUUGGAAGACCACCUAAAGAUCUUGGUCCACCACCAUUGUUGCCUCCGCCUCCGCGUGGGAUCCCAGAAUUCCCCUGGGGAAGGGGAUUUGGGCCCCGAGGCCCACCAAUGAAGAGGCAACCUCUUGAGGACAAAACCAUUAAGUAUCUAAUAAAAUGUGGUGUAACAAAGGAGAACUUAAAAAAUUUGCCAAAAAACCUUUUGGCCUUAUAUGAACCAGAGUAUUGUGGAUUGUGCGCCCACAAUCUCGAGAGCCAUGCAGUUUCUCGCAUGCAUUACCUUUCCAAAAAUCAUCAGAAGAACCAGAAAAAAUGGUUAGCUCAGCAAUCCGAUGAUGGCUCUCGCAAAAAUAAGGAGAUUCCGAUAAAAUCUCGUGAGCUGUACUGCGAGCUGUGCGAUGUGCACAUCACAUCCAAAGCCCACUCCGACUCGCAUUACUCUGGGAAACAGCAUAGAGCAAUCGUCGAAGGACGUAAGAAACCGCGCAAUCCCAUUUUGCUCCAACAUGGAAUGGAAAACAGAGUUGAUCAGCUCAUCCGUCGCGAGAAGAAGUUCAUCAAAACGUCUAAGGACGAGGAGUCGGGCGACGCGGCGGCAGGCGGCGACGCCAAACCCAACGUUGCAUCUGACCUCUACUGUGACAUUUGCAAGACUUCAGUGACUUGCACGGAGCAGAUGACGAUGCACUUGAACGGCAAACGCCACCUCGCGAAGGAAAAGCAGCACAUACUAAGGAUGAUGAAGGGAGAAAAGUCAGAUGAAGCAAACGAGUCGGCGGCCAAUGAAGAAGAGAUGGACGUUAAAGACGAACAGGUUCCAGAAGGGCAAGAUGACGCUGCAGCUGCAGAGCCAGAGGGCGACAACCACGACGACUGGGCCAACGGCAACGGCACGUGGGAGGAGACACCCAACACUGAAUAAGAGAUUAUAGCCUAGAGCCAGAAGUAUCCGUUGGAGUGGAUGUACGUUGUACUCAUAAUUUUUCAUUACAUCAGUUAACUUUAUUUUUACAAUAUUCUUAAGUAACAUCCAAUAGAAUUCCAUUUGUCUAGAAUAUAUUGCUUUAUAAUA
Aricia agestis (brown argus) is the source of this 1484-nucleotide messenger RNA. RefSeq names its product formin-1-like (gene dbf). Gene Ontology annotation, molecular function: zinc ion binding; nucleic acid binding. Bases 141 to 1334 code for a protein of 397 amino acids. The transcript is spliced from 12 exons. NCBI's taxonomy places the organism in Eukaryota, Metazoa, Arthropoda, Insecta, Lepidoptera, Lycaenidae. The record is from RefSeq and is a predicted model, not a curated record.